This is a messenger RNA of Closterium sp. Naga37s-1, 4287 nucleotides long. The record is from the annotation of a GenBank genome assembly. Lineage: Eukaryota; Viridiplantae; Streptophyta; Zygnematophyceae; Desmidiales; Closteriaceae.
AUGGCUACGUGGGAAGCGAGGGUCCGCUCUUGCGGCGAGCGGCUGUGUCAGCUGCCGGACACGUCAUUCGAGGAAAUCGAGGCCACGUCAGCAGAACUGAGGCGGCUGCUGGAGGAGGGAUGUAGCGAGGGAUGCGCAAGUUCGUGGAAACCGACGACAGAAAAAGGAGAGGCAGGAGAUAUCGGGCCUCCUGCGGCUCGCUCUGCCGUGAAUGGCGCUGCGGACGCUGUUGGAGAAGACUCGGAAAGCGAAGGCUACGACCCUUUUAAUUCCUCCUCGAAUCCACACCCCCCUUUCGUCCAUCAGCCAUCGAUCCCACUCUGCCGCACCUCAUGGGGCAUGCAUGCCGCCCUCCACGCCGCCCUCCACGCCGCCCUCCAUGCCGCCCUCCACGCCAGGGCGUCUCUCCUCAUCGACCGGGCAUCGUGGGAUAUCCUCCGCUUCCUCUCCUCGCCUCUCCCUUCCUCCCCUUCCUCCUCCCCCGUCUCCUCCUUCCCUCCCUCCUCCCCUCCUCCUUCCUCGCCCUCCUCCUCAACAUCCCACAUACCACCUGCCCCAGCAGACGCCUCCCCUCGCUGCUGUGCGCUAGCAUGCGAGGCGGUGGGGGAGGUGGCAUCUGGGGCGGGUGACACCCGCGAGGUGCAUGCUGCGCUGGUGGAGGGGCUGUCUGGAGCCGUCAGGCGGGCGGCGCAGUUGGGGUUGGAGGAGAGGGGAGAGGGGGAGGGAGGGGAGGUGGAGGGGGAGGAUGGGGGAGGGGAGGGAGGGGAGAUUUGGAGUGGCUGUGUGGCGCCGUUUGGCACUCAGCUCGCACUACUGGCCGGGCUGCACACCAGCAAUUGGCAGUCAGCCAGGUGUAGUGUAGCGCUCGGGCAAUCAGAGUGCCGGCAUGAGUUCACAGUCAGUGUGCUUGCUUUCCCUCCGCUUUCCACUCGUUUUUCUAUUAUUUUCGCUUUCUUUGUGUUUCUCCUCGUCUCUCCCAUCUCUGCUCUCUUCACAUCUCGUCCUUCCUCCACACCUGCAACCCCUCGCCAAACCCCUUCCUCCCCUCUCCCUCCCGGUCCUCGCAGCUCUCCCCCGCAUUCCCCGGCAGUGUCAUCGCGCUCCCCCGCAUCCCCCGCCAGCGCCAUCGCUCUCCCCCGCAUCCCCCGGCAGCGCCAUCGCUUCUUCAUCGACUUGGCGCCGCUCCUCCUGCACCUCGCCCAGCGGGCCUCUCACUGUGCUGUGCUGCCAGCACCACCACAGCCCCACACACGCUCCUCCCUUUCCCGCUACACCACCGCUUCUCAAGCGCCCUUAUCCACUCCUUCUCUCCCCUCGCUCUCCCCACUUUCUGCCGAGAUCUUCCUUCCUCCCCCUCCUCCCAGCCCCUUCCCUACUCAAAGCACCUCUCCCAUCGCACCACCACCACCGCACCCCACCCCACCCAUCACGCCACCUGCUCCCGCCGCCACCCCUCCCUUCCCUCCCGGCACCCGCUCCAUGAUCCCCCCAUCACCUCACGUAUCUCCUGCCAUCCCACCUCCCCCCAACCCCACCGCACCUGCUCCCACCCCUUUCGUAUCUGCUUCCACACCACCUGCCCCCACCAACACUCCCCCCUUCCCUCCUGGCACCCGCUCUAUCAUUCCGGACCUCCUUCAAACUCCCAGCAGCAGCAGAGAGGCAGCAUGGCUGGUGUGCCACCGCUGCAUGCACCUCGUUCUCACUGCAGUCACACGCGCUAUAGUCCCACCCGUCCCACAAGCAGCAGCACAGCCUGUCACCUCCCCUCGCACUGAAACCUCCUCUCACCCUCAACCUCAAGCCUCCCCCCAGAUUCUACUGGCAGCCCAAACAGCCACGCUGCUGCUGCUCCUCUCUCUUUCCCACUGCUCCGCCUUCCUCCUCUCCAUCCUCUCCUCCCAUCCCCCACCCCCCUCCGCUCUCCCCUCAAAACUCUCGCCCCUUUUACCUGCCUCAGUCCCAGCACCCGCCCCCACGCCCUCCCCUGCACCCGCCCCCACGCCCUCCUCCGCACCCCUCCUCCCCCUCAUCUCACCGGUGGCCAGCGCCCUGGCUGCUCUCCACUGCCACAUCGGUGCCUUGUGGCCACUCAUUCCAGGGGAGAGCGCAGCUGAACACACGCCUAGAAGCAUGGGCACAGGCACCAGCAGCAGCAGCAGCAGCAGCAGCAGCAGCAGCAGCAGCAGCAGCAGCAGCAGCAGCAGCAGCAGCAGCAGCAGCAGCAGCAGCAGAGCAGGUGCAAUCGGUGAUGCUGAGAGCACAGAAGGUGGUGCUGCCAGUGCCACAGCACACUCUCUCCUCCCCUCUCUGGACCUUCUCUCCCUCACUGUGUGCCGCUCCUCCUGCCAUCUUCACGACAAUACAGCUGCUGCCGCACCUGCACCUGCUGGUGCUGCUGCUGCUGCAGCUCGUACGGAUGGAGCUUUGGGCACCAAUGCUUGGCUGGGAGCGGUGAAGGCUCUUCUGAGGCCAGAUGAGGAGGAAGAAGAAGAGGAAGAGGAAGAGGAGGACGAGGAUGAGGAGGAGGGAGAGGGUGGUAGAGCAAGCAGAGAAGAGAAGAAGAGGAGAGAAGCGGAGAGGUUGAAGAGAGAAGAGGAGUGGUUGGGUGCGGUGCAAAGGGAGGUGGAGGGGGGAGUGGCAGUGUUGCUGCUAUGGGUGCUUCUCCAAGCUGCAAAGCCUCACCCCACCACCAGCACCAGCAGCACCCUUCCUGCCGCCCGCACCACUCUCAUCACACUGCUCCGCUUUGCUCCUUGCCUCCUUGCUGCUGGCUCUCCAGCUGGCGUUGCAGGGAGAACAGGAGGAGUGGGAGACGUUGUGUUGAGAAGGGUUGCUGGCAUACGAUUGGCAUGGCAGGGGCACCCCAUGCGGACAUGGCAGGGGCACCCCAUGCGGGCAUGGCAGGGGCACCCCAUGCGGACAUGGCAGGGGCACCCCAUGCGGACAUGGCAGGGGCACCCCAUGCGGACAUGGCAGGGGCACCCCAUGCGGACAUGGCAGGGGCACCCCAUGCGGACAUGGCAGGGGCACCCCAUGCGGACAUGGCAGGGGCACCCCAUGCGGACAUGGCAGGGGCACCCCAUGCGGACAUGGCAAGGGGCACCCCAUGCGGACAUGGCAGGGGCACCCCAUGCGGACAUGGCAGGGGCACCCCAUGCGGACAUGGCAGGGGCACCCCAUGCGGACAUGGCAGGGGCACCCCAUGCGGACAUGGCAGGGACACCCCAUGCGGACAUGGCAGGGGCACCCCAUGCGGACAUGGCAGGGGCACCCCAUGCGGACAUGGCAGGGGCACCCCAUGCGGACAUGGCAGGGGCACCCCAUGCGGACAUGGCAGGGGCACCCCAUGCCUCUCUUCUCUCUUCCACGUCUCCUCACCCUCCCGUUUCCGCACUUCCCCAGCCCCCUUCGCCUUGCUUUUCUCACUUCUCAUCUCACCCAUCUCCUUUCCCCUUCUGUUCCUCUCCCCCCACCGCCUUCUCAUCCCCACCUUCCCCACUCACCCCCCACCAGGUGGCUCUGCUCGUGUCAUUCGCCAAGGACGAAGUGGACCGAGCAUGGCCUCGCUUGUUGCACCUUGCACCAUCCACGUCAGCACCACCAUCCACGCCAGCACCACCAUCCACGUCAGCACCACCAUCCACGUCAGCUCCAGCUUCACCCCCAUCAAAAUUACCCGCAAGCACUCCUCCCCACCACCCCCUCUCUCCUCCCCCUCUCCCCUCCUUCGCCUCGCCAGCCAUCCUCUCCCUGCUACACCUUCUCCUUGACCCCUCAGCUUCCUCUCCCGCGCCGCUACUGGCCUUCCACCUGCCGGAUCAUGCAGAUGCCAUCAUUGCAGCGCUCAACCUCCUGCGCUUCCUGCUCCUCAGAGAGCACCAACCUGCCUCCACCCCCAUCCACUCCUCUGCACCCCUGCCCUCACCUCUCCAUCCGCCCUCACUGCCCUCCCCCACAUCCCUCCGCACCAAGCCCAGCCUGUAUCGCGCUCGAAACUCCUGGCUGCUGCCUCUGCGCUCCGCCGCCCUCGCCGCCCGGGCCUCCCUCGAAUGCAGGAGACCACGGGUGAGGGGCUGCAGGGAAGGGAUGGGAUGCGGACAUGGGGAUGGCGAAGGGGAGAGUGGGAAUGAGGAGGAUGGGGAGGAUGGGGAGGAUGGGGAGGAGGAGGAGGAGGAGGAUCAGAUGGAUGAGCAGGCAUGGGUGCGGGAGUGGAUGGGAGUGGAGACGGUGCUGUCGCUGGUGGCCAGAUGCCUGGAGCUGGUGGAGGCAGACCAAGGCGUGUAG